AUGAAAAUAGCUUGCGUUACUUAUGAAAAUGAGAAUUAUGCAUCAUCCAUUAAGAAUGAAGAUGUCGUUCUUGUACAAUAUCUACAAGAAAAAGGUAUUGACAUAAAAAUUGAAGUUUGGACAGAUUCUGAUGUAAAAUGGGAAACAUAUGAUGCGAUUAUAGUGAAAUCACCAUGGGAUUAUCAUUAUAAACUAGAUCAAUUCAAUACAUGGUUAGAAAUGUUAAAAUAUCAAAACAUUCGCAUUUUAAAUCCAUAUGAUAGAAUAAAAUGGAAUAGUGAUAAACAUUAUUUACAACAUAUUGAAAAUGCUGGAUUAAAAAUUAUACCAACAUUUUGGUUGAAAAAAAAUGAAAAACCAGAUUUACUUAAAUAUUUUAAACUUUUAUCUACUGAAAAAAUAGUUAUAAAACCAUCUAUUAGUGCAAGUGCACUUAAUACAUUUGUACAUAAUCAAGAUGAUAUUAUUGAAGCAAUACUAAAAAUUGAACAAUUACUUCAAGAACAAGAUUUUAUUAUACAGCCUUUUAUGAAUCAAAUACAAACAAUUGGUGAAUGGUCAUUUAUAUUUUUUAAUGGAGAAUUUAGUCAUAGUGUAUUAAAAACACCUAAAUCGGGUGAUUUUAGAGUACAAAGCAGUUUUGGAGGAGUAGCACAUUUAAAAUCAGCACCUAAUCAAUUAAUACAAUAUGCUAAAAAAUAUGUAGAAAUAUUCGCAAAAGAUUGUCUUUUUACUCGUGUAGAUGGUUUGGAUAUUGAUGGACAAUUUUUUUUAAUGGAAUUAGAACUUAUUGAACCUUAUCUUUUUUUAUUACACGAUAAAAAUAGUUUUGAGAGAUUUUACAAAGCGUUGAAACAAUUAUUAAAUAUAAACUAA
Messenger RNA from Adineta steineri, 876 nucleotides. The record is from the annotation of a GenBank genome assembly. Lineage: Eukaryota; Metazoa; Rotifera; Eurotatoria; Adinetida; Adinetidae.